ACUCAGACACCAAAUUUUCAAGCAUUGUUACCCCAACCUACCCACAGGCAAGGACACCCUUAUCCUAAAUAUGGAUAUUGAGGACUACAAAUACCAAAUAUCAUCCCUUUUCCUUAAAAGAAUUCUGCAGCUCAUUGUCUCAAUUGCUUUGUUUUCAAUCUUUCUUUGUUACUCUUCUGGAUUCUCUUGGUUUCCCCAGUCCUUCAAUGUUUACUUCUCCACAUAUCUGUUCUCCUUCUUUACUCACACCCUUGAGAGGAAGUACAUGUUUCUUAUGUGCAAUGGAAUCGUAGCUAUUCUUGCCAAAAGCAACAUUUCUUCUAGUUCUUCACAUUCAGAGUCAUCUGAUGAGAAUUAUCUCGGUGAAAGGGUAUCAAUAUCAUCAUCAUCAAACUUCAUCCAAACGAAACCAUCGCUUGCUGAGGAAGAGCUCAUGGCAACGCCUGAAGAAGAAGAAGAACAAGAAGAUGACAUAAAUGGAGAAGCAGAAGAACUAGAAAGUGAACCUUUGCAUGUAGAAGAAGAAGAAGAAAGUGAAGCGUCUGUUGUUGUUGAAGAUGAUGAAGGAGAGAGUCAGUCUUUGGUGAAGGAAGAAGAGCCAGCAGAAGAAGCAGCAGCAGCAACAACUGCAAAUGAAGAUGGACCGAGCACCGACGAAUUAAACAGAAAAAUUGAAGAGUUUAUAAGGAAAAUGAAGGAAGAAAUCAGGAUUGAAGCUCAACAACAACUCAUUGCAGCAGCGUAAUUAAGUACUUAUGCAUGUUUCCAAAGAGUAAAUUAAACCUCAGGUCCAGUGCUUUGGUCUCUUUUACGAUGACUAAAAGCGCCAAUGUUUUAGCCCUUCUCAAUUAGGUCCUUUUUCACUGUUGUUUGUUUGUACUUUGUUUUUUUCUCUUUCAGCCUGUUACACCCAAGUUUUUUCUCCUCCAUUGUAAACAUCAAGAAGUGUUCCUUCCUUUCUCAGUUCUUCCCAUCAUUUCAGAUAUUUUUCUUCUUCUUGUUGUUGUAAUUUCCAAAUCGUGAUAAGACUGCAAA
Rubroshorea leprosula is the source of this 1035-nucleotide messenger RNA. The record is from the annotation of a GenBank genome assembly. NCBI's taxonomy places the organism in Eukaryota, Viridiplantae, Streptophyta, Magnoliopsida, Malvales, Dipterocarpaceae.